This is a messenger RNA of Oikopleura dioica, 705 nucleotides long. The record is from the annotation of a GenBank genome assembly. NCBI's taxonomy places the organism in Eukaryota, Metazoa, Chordata, Appendicularia, Copelata, Oikopleuridae.
AUGAAGUUUGCCAGUUUUUUACCAGCUGUUCUUGCAUUAGAAACAUCAUCUUCGGAAGAAGAAUCGGCGGUGGAUCAAGAGAAAACACUGAAAGAAGUGAUUAUGAAACCGACGCAGAAGAGGAGUGCUGUUGGGCUUGAAAGAUUUGGAAUAAAUAUGGGUGCUUUCGACUACGGAUGUCAUUGUUCUGCCCUUCUUUCCGGAAAAAUCUCCGGCUACGGCGCUGCGGUCGAUGCCCUGGACAUGAUUUGCAAGGAUUAUUUGGAGUGUACGAAAUGUGUUCAAAAAGUCACCAAUUGUCAGGUAAGCGUUAAUUACGAUUUUGUCAUGGACGAUUCUGGAGUCGUCUGCACAGAAAACGAUGGAACUUGCGAAAAAAAUAUUUGCGAAUGUGAUGCUAUGUUCUACCGAGAUCUUCUGCACGCCGCCUACAGUGGGAUCAUCUACAACUACAAGUACAACGUCGCGAGUUUCGAUCCAUCAAGUUCAUGUCACGUUUCUUCCCGGCCAGGCAAAACGUCGCUAGAAGAAAAUAUCGCGAUGGACGCACGAUUCGACAGCUCGAAUUUCCUCUUUGAGAAAGAACAACGACAUUCUAAGUGCUGCUCAAGUGUGAUUGGAAAUUCGCUGGAACGAUCCCACUCAUCGAAAUUGAAAUGUUGCGAACUCGCGCCUGGAAAAUUUACUUUGAAGCCGAGAUGCUGA